AUGCUGACCUUCGUCCACCACGGUGACUUUUGGUUUGCUGGCUUCAUGGCCAUCUUUGUCGCACUCAACUUCCUCGCCACGUUCCUGGUGGCCAGAGACAUGAGCGAAGUGAAGCGCUGCGACCCGCUGGGGGAGGCCAAGCUCUGCAUAGCACGGCAAGUUCCGACCAGGGCCUGGCAGGUGAUACUCUUUUGUGAGCGAAACAUCGAAGCGCCGGGCACUGGACUCAUCGGACCCUACGGCGCCACCCGGCUGGCGCUAACGCCAAUCCAGGCUGCCAGCGGGCUUUACGGACUUUACAGCUCAGCAAAGGCCAUGGCGGAGGGUAGGGUGGACCAGGAGGCCGAAGUUGGAGGUCAAGGCGGAAUACCGACUACAUCCUACGCGCUGAAGGCCGCGCGCCCGACGAAGGCCGCCAUGCUCUCCUUGUGGUAUUUCUGCACCUUUGCGGCGGAGCUGGCUGCAUUCAGUGUGGUCAGUGCAACGCUGCACCCCUUUGUUACCUUGCCGGGAUACGUGCUAGGUGCCGUGGCGAACGGGGCAGCGCAGUGGUGGAGUGGAGACAAUGGGAUUGUCAGCGUCAAGAUGGCGACUGUGAGGGCCAUUGGCUUAUCUUGCAUCAGCGUUGCCUUGGCUAUGGCAGGUGGACCGAACAGGACAUUCGUAAAGAGCGCGCCUUUUGGUGGACCGGGUUGGAUCCCAGCAGUCUUCAUCUUAAUACGCUUCGUGGCCUGGGCGGGGCUGUGUUUCCUGGAUCUUCCCCAUGGCCUUCUGCCCCUUGGCUCCCUGAACCGACCCAUGGGCUUCCCGGUGCUCCAAGCAAAGUUCUUGAGGCCGGCAGCCGCCUGCCAUAAGGCUUUUCUCUGCUUCGCAUCGCAGACGCGGAUGACGACGGAGACUCAGGCAAACUCAACUUCAUUGGCUUUCACUGCUGAGGUGGGGUUCGGUGAGUGUGGUUGGCCUACAGCCGACGAGCUGAACACGCCGGCGACCAUCUUCAACACUUGCCUCUUGGUCUUAGCCGUGGUGCUCGUCCCGCUCCACAUGUGCGUAGUCGUUGCAAUGCUGGUCUUGAACCCCACAUAUUCCUCUGGAGCCGAAAACUCCUCUGCAAAAAACGAGAUCCUGAUGAAGCAGCGCGAAAUCGACGACUUCGCAAGGCGCAACGAGCAAUCUGCGGGCCAACACACGGAGCUGAACCUUCUUGCAGAGGGGCCUGGAACGGAUGCCCAAGCUCAAUAA
Molecule: messenger RNA, 1242 nt
Organism: Symbiodinium sp. CCMP2456
Lineage: Eukaryota; Dinophyceae; Suessiales; Symbiodiniaceae
Source: the annotation of a GenBank genome assembly